AUGUUGCGCGUGGUGUCCCGUUUCAGCCAACCCGCUCGCCGCAUGGCCACGGCCGCCAGCAAGUCGAUUGCCGGAGCUCACAACAUGCAGUGCCGUUGCGGCAACUGUGUGCAACAUUCCAUGGGCUGCACGUGUCCGCGUUGCCAGUCCCGAUCAUUCUCGGUCAAGUCACAGUCGCAUUACGACAUCCCCAAGACGCAGACUGCUGUUGUCUUUGAAAAGAACAACGACCCCCUUCAAGUGCGCAAGGACUGGCCCGUCACACAACCGGAAGACUUGAAGCCCGGUGAGGUGCUCGUCCGUCUCGCUUACAGCGGUGUAUGCCACACGGACCUGCACGUGUGGCUCGGUGACUGGCCUCUGGACAACAAAUUGCCUCUGGUCGGUGGCCACGAAGGUGCUGGAUACGUCGCUGCUAUCGCCGAACACACCAACACUCGUCUCAAGAUCGGCGACCCGGUUGGUGUCAAGUGGCUGGCCAACUCUUGCCUCGGUUGCGAGGACUGCCGUAAAGGCCACGAAUCCACGUGCAUUGACGCCGACCUGCAUGGAUUUACCGUUGACGGUUCGUUCCAGCAAUGGUGCGUGUCUUUCUCGGAGCACGUGACUUCAAUCCCGACGGAUCUACCGAUGCACGCCGCCGCCCCCAUUCUGUGUGCCGGUGUGACUGUAUACAAAGCUCUUAAGGAGAUUGAGGGCAGCUGUGGUGACUUCGUCGUCAUCCCGGGUGCCGGUGGCGGUCUGGGUCACCUUGCCUGUCAGUACGCCCGUGCCAUGGGCUACCGCGUGAUCGCUAUCGACUCUGGCGACGACAAGCGGAAGUUGGUCGCUUCGUACGGCAUCAAGGACUUUAUUGACUUCAAGGAGGGCAACGUAAAGGACAAGGUGUUUGAGGCUACGGAGGGUCGUGGAGCUCACGCCAGCGUUGUUGUGGCUUCAGGCGGUGACGCUUACGCCGACGCCCUGUCCUUCCUCCGUCCGCACGGCGCCGUUGUACUGGUUGGUCUGCCUAAGGACACGUAUAUUAUGGCUGAGGUCUUUGGCUCCGUGCUCAACUCGCACCGCAUCAUCGGAUCAUACGUUGGCAACCGUCAGGACUCGAUCGAAGCUCUAAAGCUGGCAGCUGCAGGCGACGUGUCGACCACCUACACCAUCGAGAAGCUGGAUAACCUGCCAAGUGUGUUCGAGCGCAUGGCAGCUGAGUUUCAAACCCACGAAAAGCGCUCCACCCUCCAAAGCAUUCUAAAGCGCAAGAGGGACUACGAAGACGUCCCGAAUGCUCACUCUCUCCGCAAAAGGUUUUGCACGGCUUCGCAGCGCUCGUCCGACGAGUGUCGUCUCAUAACGACGAACCUGUUGAGUUAA
Molecule: messenger RNA, 1365 nt
Organism: Phytophthora infestans T30-4
Lineage: Eukaryota; Oomycota; Peronosporomycetes; Peronosporales; Peronosporaceae
Product: alcohol dehydrogenase, putative
Exons: 2
Coding region: 1-1365 (454 amino acids)
Molecular function (GO): oxidoreductase activity
Source: RefSeq, a predicted model, not a curated record